Messenger RNA from Alternaria postmessia, 506 nucleotides. RefSeq lists its product as uncharacterized. The transcript is spliced from 2 exons. The record is from RefSeq and is a predicted model, not a curated record. NCBI's taxonomy places the organism in Eukaryota, Fungi, Ascomycota, Dothideomycetes, Pleosporales, Pleosporaceae. The annotation marks the transcript as partial.
AUGGCAAAGACUUUCACGUCUUUGACUUCGGCUUGCAAGAAGACUGGCUUUGCUGUCACACCUAUUGCUGCCUCAACCGCAUGGGUUACAUCCACAACAGUUUCAGGCGCCACGCCAACGCCAACCGGAUGUACAGGCACAAUGUAUACGAUUCGCAGUGGAGACACGUGUCAAUCGGUCGCUGCUGCCCGCGGCAUAAGUGUAGCUGGUCUUCUCACCGCCAACGGCCUUCAAGGCUUUUGCGCGAAUUUCCCGACCUCAGGGGCACUUUGCAUACCCACUAGUGGAAGGUGCAAGACAUACACCGUGAAGACCGGCGACACAUGUGCCAAGAUCGCUGAUGCAAACAAGAAGGCAUGGGUGCAAAUAGUCUCUUGGAAUCCGGUCCUUGGUAAGGAUUGCGGAAACUUGGGAAGCUACAUUGGGUAUCCGAUAUGUGUAUCUACUCCCGGUGAAGACUGGGUCAAUCCGAGCCCGGUACCCAGUACUUCGGAGGCGACCACACC